This is a messenger RNA of Antechinus flavipes (yellow-footed antechinus), 677 nucleotides long. RefSeq names its product zinc finger protein 184-like. The record is from RefSeq and is a predicted model, not a curated record. NCBI's taxonomy places the organism in Eukaryota, Metazoa, Chordata, Mammalia, Dasyuromorphia, Dasyuridae. The transcript is spliced from 5 exons. Bases 133 to 579 code for a protein of 148 amino acids. Gene Ontology annotation, biological process: regulation of DNA-templated transcription.
GCUGCGGAGACCUGAGUUGCCCCCGGGAAUAGGGGGUCUGUUCUGAGCGGAGCCGGCUGCCAGACCGUGCCUCGGGAGAUUCUCUUGGCAGUUCUGCUUUGUGAGCCCUCUGUCUUCUCUCGGGGAAGCGGAAUGGCUCCGGUGUUCGUGACCGCUCCGGGCUACAGAAAGAUCCAAAGAGAAUCAGUGACAUUCAAGGAUGUGACUGUGCAUUUUACCCAGGAAGAGUGGGGAAACCUGGACCCUUCUCAGAAAGAGUUGUACAAGGAUGUGAUGUUGGAGAAUUAUAAGAACCUUGUCUUCCUAGGACUUACAGUUUGGAAACCAGAUGUGAUCUCCCAUUUGGAAGAAGGAGAAACACCUUGGAUACAGGACCCAGAAGUACUUUGGAGUAAUUGUCCAGAUUGGGAGACUGAGUCUGGAACUAAGCCAUUAACAGAGAAAAGACUCAGAAGGGAUGGUUCCUAUGUCUUUAAAUUAGGAGAAACUUUGAAAUAUUAUGUCAAUUUGGAAAAGCAGGAGCAGAACCAUGAGGAGAAACAUUUUAGGCAAGUAAAAAAAAUCAGAGGAAAAAUUUAAGACUUUUUAGAUUUUUAAAUUCAAUUUUCUUUUCUUAGCUAAUGUCCAUAUAAGAAACUCCAUAAAUAUAAUAUAUUAAAGUAUAAUUUCAGACAUUA